Notolabrus celidotus (New Zealand spotty) is the source of this 1792-nucleotide messenger RNA. RefSeq names its product wingless-type MMTV integration site family, member 7Ba (gene wnt7ba). NCBI's taxonomy places the organism in Eukaryota, Metazoa, Chordata, Actinopteri, Labriformes, Labridae. Gene Ontology annotation, biological process: neuron differentiation; positive regulation of JNK cascade; multicellular organism development. Gene Ontology annotation, cellular component: extracellular region. Bases 1 to 1062 code for a protein of 353 amino acids. Gene Ontology annotation, molecular function: frizzled binding; cytokine activity. The record is from RefSeq and is a predicted model, not a curated record. The transcript has 4 exons.
AUGCUCAUCAUCUCGUCUCGCAGUGCGCUGCUGUCCGUCUACUACCCGCAGAUCUUCCUCAUCCUCACCAGCGGUAGCUACCUGGCGCUGUCCUCCGUGGUGGCUCUAGGUGCUAACAUCAUCUGCAACAAGAUACCAGGACUGGCCCCCCGUCAGAGAGCCCUCUGUCAGAGUCGCCCUGAUGCCAUCAUUGUCAUCGGGGAAGGCGCCCAGCUGGGCAUCAACGAGUGUCAGUACCAGUUCCGCUACGGCCGCUGGAACUGCUCGGCCCUGGGCGAGAGGACGGUCUUUGGACAAGAGCUGAGAGUAGGCAGCAGGGAAGCAGCAUUCACCUAUGCCAUCACCGCCGCAGGAGUCGCCCAUGCAGUGACCACAGCUUGUAGCCAAGGCAACCUCAGCCAGUGUGGCUGCGACCGUGAGAAGCAGGGCUACCACGACCAGGAGGAGGGCUGGAAGUGGGGGGGCUGCUCAGCCGACGUUAAGUACGGCGUGGAGUUCUCACGCCGCUUUGUAGACGCCCGUGAAAUCAAGAAAAACGCCCGGCGGCUGAUGAACCUGCACAACAACGAGGCAGGGCGAAAGGUCCUUGAGGAGAGGAUGAAGCUGGAGUGCAAGUGUCACGGCGUGUCCGGUUCCUGCACCACAAAGACAUGCUGGAUCACCCUGCCCAAGUUCAGAGAGAUCGGCUACCUGCUGAGGGAGCGCUACAGCGAUGCAGUUCAAGUGGAGCCUGUCCGGGCCUCGCGUCUCCGCCAACCCUCCUUCCUACGACUCAAAGAGGCCCGGGGCUACCAGAAACCGACGGACACAGACCUGGUGUACCUGGAGCGGUCGCCCAAUUACUGUGAAGAGGACACAGCCACGGGGAGCACAGGGACGAGAGGCAGAGUGUGCAACGGCACCUCCACUCUCACGGACAGCUGUAACGUGAUGUGCUGCGGAAGGGGUUACAACACACACCACUACACACGCAUCUGGCAGUGCAACUGUAAGUUCCACUGGUGCUGUUUUGUCAAGUGCAACACGUGCAGUGAGAAAUCAGAAGUUUUUACCUGCAAGUAGGAGAAGAUGAAGAAGCCUGAGGAGAUAAUGAGGAAAAGACAAUGGAUGAAAGAGAAGAGGAAUUUGAAGAAGACUUGGAAGUAUUUAUUUAACAAUUUGCACAUUUUUACAUCCUGUUUUGGAAUUCUUUAAAAGAAAAAGAAACUGAUGCAAAGCUAGGAGAAUUUAAAAGAAAAAAAAAGAGAGACGUGACUUUCGACUCAAACGUACUUCAGGUGAAAGGAUUUGAAUUUUCUUUGUCGGCCUGUGGCAAAGUCAUAUCUGGAAGACGAAAUCUUACAAAGAUGCAGCUUACAGAUGCCACGCCUUGCACGGGGGAAAAAAACAGCAAGAGGAGAAAUCUUUAUGCUGAAGCGCUUUAGGACUGCCGUGAAUCACACACUCCGGAUGACGACUGAGAGAUGGCAGAGGAAAAAAUGAACUGUAUGCUCACACUGUAUUCUGUUUGAACACUGAAAUAAAACAAUUUUAUUUAUGUUAAAGAAUCUCUCAACCCCAAAAAUCUUGUAGGACGGAUAUGUGCUUUCGAAGCAUUUGACCCCAUUUUUGAUGAUUUCCCCAAGUCCCAGAUGUUGAAGUCACAUUUUCAAACAUUCAACUGCAAGGUCUGCUAAUUCCUCCUCAUCCAUCACAAGGCAUCAAAAGCCUGUUACACUACAUUUUAGUCUUCUUUUGCACUCUUAUAGUCACACUCUUCCUCUUUUUCAUGGGAUAUAGUUAAGUUGGUGUA